This is a messenger RNA of Pteronotus mesoamericanus, 1113 nucleotides long. RefSeq names its product histamine receptor H2 (gene HRH2). Gene Ontology annotation, biological process: G protein-coupled receptor signaling pathway, coupled to cyclic nucleotide second messenger; gastric acid secretion; chemical synaptic transmission. Gene Ontology annotation, cellular component: dendrite; plasma membrane. NCBI's taxonomy places the organism in Eukaryota, Metazoa, Chordata, Mammalia, Chiroptera, Mormoopidae. Bases 1 to 1113 code for a protein of 370 amino acids. Gene Ontology annotation, molecular function: histamine receptor activity; G protein-coupled serotonin receptor activity; neurotransmitter receptor activity. The transcript has 2 exons. The record is from RefSeq and is a predicted model, not a curated record.
AUGGAGUCCAACAACACGGCCUCUUCCUCUUGUCUAGGCUCUGCUGCAUUCAAGGUCACUGUGAGCGUGGUCCUCACUGUCCUCAUUUUCAUCACUGUCGCUGGUAAUGUAGUCGUCUGCCUGGCCGUGGGCCUGACCCGCCACCUCCGCAGCCUGACGAACUGCUUCAUUGUGUCCUUGGCCAUCACCGACCUGCUCCUCGGCCUCCUGGUGCUGCCCUUCUCAGCCGUCCACCAGCUGUCCUGCACGUGGAACUUUGGCAAGGUCUUCUGCAACAUCUAUACCAGCCUGGACGUGAUGCUCUGCACGGCCUCCAUCCUCAACCUCUUCAUGAUCAGCCUUGACCGGUACUACGCCGUCACAGACCCCCUGCGCUACCCCGUGCUGGUCACCCCAACCCGGGUCGGCGUCUCCCUCGUGGUAAUUUGGGCCGUCUCCAUCACCCUCUCCUUCCUGCCUAUCCACCUGGAGUGGAACGGCAAGAGCAAGACCAGUGGGCUCAAUCACACCAUUCUGUCCUGCAAAGUUCAGGUCAACUUGGUAUACGGCUUGGUGGACGGGCUGGUCACCUUCUACGUGCCUCUACUGGUCAUGUGCAUCACCUACUACCGCAUCUUCAAGAUCGCCCGGGACCAGGCCAAGAGGAUCCAUCACGUCAGCUCCUGGAAGUCAGCCACCAUCAGGGAGCACAAAGCCACAGUGACGCUGGCUACUGUGAUGGGGGCCUUCAUUGUCUGCUGGUUCCCCUACUUCACCGUGUUUGUCUACCGUGGGCUGAGAGGGGAUGAUGCCAUCAACAAGGUCUUCGAAGCCGUCGUUCUGUGGCUGGGCUAUGCCAACUCGGCCCUGAACCCCAUCCUGUACGCCGCACUGAACAGAGACUUCCGCAGGGCAUACCAGCAGCUCUUGCGCUGCAGGCCUGCCAGCCACUACGUCCAGAACCCUGCUCUGAGGACUGACAGCUCUCGGCUCUCCAGGACUAAAAGCCAAGGACCCAGGCAGCAGGAAGAGAAGCCCCUGAAGCUCCAGGUGUGGAGUGGGAGAGAGGUCGCAGCACCUCAGGAAGUCCCAGACAGACCAUGCCUUUGCACCCUAGACUGCUUGUCUGUGUGA